UCUCACUGCUCUCUGCGUGUCUCAAGCACCAUGCCCCCGUCUCCGGGCAAGAUCCAGCCCCUGCCGAUCAAGGUGCUGUACACCAUCGAUACCUCGCCGCAGUCAUACCUCGUCGUGCUGCCAGACAAACAAGAUGUCUAUGUCCAUCCGACCGCGCCAGCGAGCACCGAAUUGCUCGGCAGUUGCUCGCUUAAAGCGCUGGCCCGGGGCAUCUGCUAUGCCAGCCCCGAAUGCGUGCCCAACCAGUCCUCCCUCGACUUCUCAGUGUACAACCUUGAGCCAUCAGCAAGCCUGAGUACCGCCGGUACCGUCCCGCCACCGCCAUCCGUCACAUCCCGCGCGUUCCCAACGCCCGCGCCGACCCCGCUCUCGUCCUGGGCCGGCAAGGGGUUUCUGUCGUGGGCCUUGUCCGAGUCGGGCGCCGGGAGCACGCUCGCCCGCGGCCGCCUGGUGCGCGAGUACGAGUUUUCGUCGGCGUGCUUCUCGGACGGCGCGGGCUUGGAGGGUCUCAUGGCUGCCGCUGCUGCGAGCAGCUCGGACGAGGCCGACGGCAAGGGCUGGGGACUAGAGGUGACGCUCACCCUGCGACAACUCAACCCCGAGGGCAAGCGCGAGUUUGCGGCAAGAUCGGCAUUUGAGGAGAUGCUCGUCGGUGGCAAGAGCUCGGCGUCGGCUCCUAUCGCUGUGGCCUCGAGCCCCACACGCGUGGUUCCCACGAGCCCUGUGGCGGCGGCCGCGGCUAGAACCGAGUUGCCUUCAAGAGCGGCCAGUGGUGUGGCCUUCGCAAGACCAGCACCGCCAAAGCCACCGUCCCCGCGUCGUCCAGCUGUUCCUCAGGCCUCUGCGCCAGCACAGCCAAGAGCUGUGGUACCCCCUGUGGCAGGCCCUUCCCGCGACACCAAAAACGAUCUCACCUCCGCAGUUAUCUCGCUGGCCUCGCGCGAGUCCACGCCGCCGCGAGCAGCUCCCCCUGCCGCCCCGGUCCGCACGCCACCUCCCCCAUCGCCGUCUCGCGCAGCCCUGAUGAGCCUGCUCAAAUCAGAGGGCAAAAUGUCACCCGAGAUGGCGAGAAAACUCGCAAACAACCAGUUCCUCGUCCGGCUGCUCAAGGCUUUGCCACCUGGUGCCAAUGGCGAGGCGGGCGGGUCACCCAGCAGAUCAGUCACAAGACCAACCACAGCAGCAACCCAGCCGCUCGGGCCCAAGGCACCUGCGUCCAGCACAUCAGAGUCGUCGUGGGCGCCUACACCCCCUCCCUCUACCGAUGCCUGUUACAACUGCGGGGCGACCGAGUCGGACCAGUGGAUGACCAAGAAGCUCAAGGACGGCCGAGCAGGGCGUGUGUGCAACGCCUGUGGCCUCUACUUUAACAAGCACAAGCGCAUGCGUCCACGAGAAGUAUGGGAGAAGGAGGAGGCAGAUAAGAAGGCGGCGGCAGCCGCUGCUGCAGUUGCCGCAGCCGCGCCUAUUGUUCCUCCAGUCCGCUCCAGCCCUCGGUUGAACAGAACAAGACAGUCCGACCCUGCAGUGGCACCCCCAGAGUCGCCGAGAAAACGCCAGCGGACAAAAGCCCAGCCCCAACCGAGCCCGCGCAUGGCCACGCGGUCAAGUGCCAAGGAAGCAGCCGACAAGCCGUCAACAACAGACGCUACGACACCAACACCAAGCCUCGGCGGCUCGAGUGCACUCAACUUCUCAUCCCACUUCCCCUUCUCACCCGGUAACCCGUUCGCGCCGACCAUCAAUCCCGACGGUACAACCGAGCCCAGCGCCGUCGACCUUGAGGCCCUCUUCCUCCAGUUUAACGAGGAAGGUAAUGCCGACGAGCACGGCACAGGGGCAGCACACGAUAAUAUUAAUCUAGGCUCAGAAGCUGCCAACAUUGAAGCCCUGUUCAGCGACCACGACGCCGAGGGCAUCCUCGAGCUGCUCAAGAGCAUUGAGAGUGAGGGGAUUGAGCCACCGACGUCCGAGGCGGCAUGA
Vanrija pseudolonga is the source of this 1983-nucleotide messenger RNA. RefSeq lists its product as uncharacterized. Gene Ontology annotation, biological process: regulation of DNA-templated transcription. Bases 31 to 1983 code for a protein of 650 amino acids. The record is from RefSeq and is a predicted model, not a curated record. Gene Ontology annotation, molecular function: sequence-specific DNA binding; zinc ion binding. NCBI's taxonomy places the organism in Eukaryota, Fungi, Basidiomycota, Tremellomycetes, Trichosporonales, Trichosporonaceae. The transcript is spliced from 4 exons.